CUGCUUUGUGUGGAACGCCCGCCCGCCAGCCAUCCUUGUGUGGGGCUCCCACCAGCCAGCAAGUCAACCAGCAAGGAGGCCGUGACCUGCGGAAACCGCCACAGCACAAGCCCCCAAGGAAGCAGUGAGCCCAGCAGGUGCCAGGUCGGCAUCCAGCGACGGGACUCCCUCUGUGCAUCCUUGGUGCAGCCCAGGGGUUCCUGCAGGACCAGCCACAGCAAGGAGCAGUGUUGCAAUGGAUGGUGUGAGGCCAGGCAGCAGCAGCAGCAGCAGGAGGAGGAGGAUAAACAGCCAGGAGCAGAGGGCAACCCCAGGCGUGAGGACCUACACUUGUGACCACUGCGGGAAAGUGUGCUCCACCAAGGCUGCCAUUGCCAGACACGUCCUCUCCCAUGCCGGCAAGACAAGGCUGAGAGGCAAGAGUGGCCCCACUGAACACACUGGCGGCAGGACCUACACUUCUGACCACUGCGGGGAGACAUUUCCAAACAAGAAUGGUGUUGCCUCACACAUCCUGACCCACACUGGGGAGAGAAAGUUCCAGUGCCUGGAGUGUGGGAAAAGAUUUACCCAGAAAGGUGAUCUUAACAAACACAUCCUGACCCACACUGGGGAGAGAAAGUUCCAGUGCCUGGAGUGUGAGAAAAGAUUUACCCAAAAAAGUAAUCUUAACCAACACAUCCUGACCCACACUGGGGAGAGAAAGUUCCAGUGCCUGGAGUGUGGGAAAAGAUUUACUCAGAAAGGUGAUCUUGACAGACACAUCCUGACCCACACUGGGGAGAGAAAGUUCCAGUGCCUGGAGUGUGGGAAAAGAUUUACCCAGAAAGGUGAUCUUGACAGACACAUCCUGACCCACACUGGGGAGAGAAAGUUCCAGUGCCUGGAGUGUGGGAAAAGAUUUACCCAGAAAGGUGAUCUUAACAGACACAUCCUGACCCACACUGGGGAGAGAAAGUUCCAGUGCCUGGAGUGUGGGAAAAGAUUUACCCGGAAAGGUACCCUUGACACACACAUCCUGACCCACACUGGGGAGAGAAAGUUCCAGUGCCUGAAGUGUGGGAAAAAAUUUAACCGGAAAGGUACCCUUGACACACACAUCCUGAUCCACAUUGGGGAGAGAAAGUUCCAGUGCCUGGAGUGUGAGAAAAGAUUUACCCGGAAAGAUUGUCUUGACAGACACAUCCUGACCCACACUGGGGAGAGAAAGUUCCAGUGCCUGGAGUGUGGGAAAAGAUUUAUCUGGAAAGGUACCCUUGACACACACAUCCUGACCCACACUGGGGAGAGAAAGUUCCAGUGCCUGGAGUGUGAGAAAAGAUUUACCCAGAAAGGUACCCUUGACAUACACAUCCUGACCCACACUGGGGAGAGAAAGUUCCAGUGCCUGGAGUGUGGGAAAAGAUUUACCCGGAAAGGUGCCCUUGACAGACACAUCCUGACCCACACUGGGGAGAGAAAGUUCCAGUGCCUGGAGUGUGGGAAAAGAUUUACCCAGAAAGGUGAUCUUAACAGACACAUCCUGACCCACACUGGGGAGAGAAAGUUCCAGUGCCUGGAGUGUGGGAAAAGAUUUACUGGGAAAGGUGAUCUUAACAGGCACAUCCUGACCCACACUGGGGAGAGAAAGUUCCAGUGCCUGGAGUGUGGGAAAAGAUUUACCCACAAAAGUAAUCUUAACACACACAUCCUGACCCACACUGGGGAGAGAAAGUUCCAGUGCCUGGAGUGUGGAAAAAGAUUUACCCUGAAAGGUUGUCUUGACAGACACAUCCUAACCCACACUGGGGAGAGAAAGUUCCAGUGCCUGGAUUGUGGGAAAAGAUUUACCCUGAAAAGUUGUCUUGACAAACACAUCCCGACCCACACUGGGGAGAGAAAGUUCCAGUGCCUGGAGUGUGGGAAAAGAUUUACCCACAAAAGUAAUCUUAACCAACACAUCCUGACCCACACUGGGGAGAGAAAGUUCCAGUGCCUGGAGUGUGGGAAAAGAUUUACCCACAAAAGUAAUCUUAAACAACACAUCCUGACCCACACUGGGGAGAGAAAGUUCCAGUGCCUGGAGUGUGGAAAAAGAUUUACCCUGAAAGGUGGUCUUGACAGGCACAUCCUGACCCACACUGGGGAGAGAAAGUUCCAGUGCCUGGAGUGUGGGAAAAGAUUUACCCAGAAAGGUGACCUUGACAGGCACAUCCUGACCCACACUGGGGAGAGAAAGUUCCAGUGCCUGGAGUGUGGGAAAAGAUUUACCCUGAAAGGUACCCUUGACACACACAUCCUGACCCACACUGGGGAGAGAAAUUCCAGUGGAGUGUGGGAAAAGAUUUACUCAGAAAGGUGACUUUGACAGACACAUCCUGACCCACACUGGGGAGAGAAAGUUCCAGUGCCUGGAGUGUGGGAAAAGAUUUACCCACAAAAGUAAUCUUAACCAACACAUCCUGACCCACACUGGGGAGAGAAAGUUCCAGUGCCUGGAGUGUGGGAAAAGAUUUACCCAGAAAGGUGACCUUGACAGGCACAUCCUGACCCACACUGGGGAGAGAAAGUUCCAGUGCCUGGAGUGUGGGAAAAGAUUUAC
Messenger RNA from Portunus trituberculatus (swimming crab), 2581 nucleotides. Its product is annotated as oocyte zinc finger protein XlCOF6-like. Gene Ontology annotation, cellular component: nucleus. Gene Ontology annotation, molecular function: DNA-binding transcription activator activity, RNA polymerase II-specific; RNA polymerase II cis-regulatory region sequence-specific DNA binding. Lineage: Eukaryota; Metazoa; Arthropoda; Malacostraca; Decapoda; Portunidae. The transcript is spliced from 4 exons. Gene Ontology annotation, biological process: regulation of cytokine production; regulation of immune system process; negative regulation of transcription by RNA polymerase II. The record is from RefSeq and is a predicted model, not a curated record. The coding region runs from base 236 to 2341 and encodes 701 amino acids.